UUGACUUUUCAGUUAUUCAGCUUGUGAAUUUUGAAUCAAAAUGAGCACAAAACAGAAGUUAAAAAAACUGGCGGUUAUUGUGUUUUUAAAAAGGCGACGUUUAUUUCAUCAAAAAUUAAAAUUAUUAUUGCUUAAAAUAAUAAAAAAUCAACAAACUAUAAAUACACUUUUUAACAUAAACGCGAACUUCAUGGCAACGAUACCAUUGUCUAUACCCGCUGCAAUUGACACCGGACAGUUGCAGGAAUUCGAUCGGAAUAGAAGCUUUUGGGAACAAGAUGUACCAGCAAUGAACGAUAACAAGUUCAAACAAAAUUUCCGCCUCAGCAGGCAGUCCUUCAGUAAAAUAUGUAGAAAAGUACAAAUGGUAGUUGAUUCGGAUAACAAUGUAAGACCUUACAUUGGACUGGGCAAAAAAGUGGCUAUUGCUUUAUUCGCGCUUGGCUCUUCAGCAAAAUAUAAGACUGUUGCAAGUUUAUUUGAAGUAAAACAAAGUACUGUCAAUGAAAUUGUGUUAGAUUUCUGUAAUAGGGUUUGUAAUAUACUUCCACACUGCAUUUCCUCAUAUCCACCUACCACAGAAGAAAUUAAGGAAACUGUUGAAGGUUUUUCUCAACUUGGUUUCCCACAAUGUUUUGGAGCCUUUGAUACCUGCCAUAUAGAAAUUCAGCCGAGUAAGGAAGAAGCUAUCGAUUACUGUAAUAAUAAAGGCUGGUAUUCAGUGAUUUUGCUUGCUAGUUGCGAUCAUAGGUCAAAAUUUACAUACAUUAAGGUUGGAGGUGCGGGAAGAGAGAAUGACUUAUAUAUUUUUGAAAAAAGCUCUUUAAAAAAAUUUCACGAAGCAAGUAAAAUCUUUACUCAGCACUCCAAAUUAAUAGAAAGCGUUAGGGUACCUCUGUUACUUAUUGGCGAUUCCGCGUUUCGUUUAUCACCUCAUUUUAUGAAACCCUACCCAUACAAACUGCAACAGUCAAUUCCAGAAAAACAGUUUAAUAACCGACUAAUGAGGUGUCAUAGUGUAAUUGAAAAUGCGUUUCUACAGCUAAAAUCACGCUUUCGUAAAAUAGGCAGAGGCUUGGAAGUCGAACCACAAGCUGCCAAUCUCAUUAUAAGAGCGUGCUGUAUUUUACAUAAUUUUUUAAAAAUAGAGAAAGAUGAGGUGAAAUCAAUAUGGAUGAGGAAUGCAAAGAAGCAAAUGGCUGCAUCUCCUACCCAACCAAAUUACAAAACAAACGCAGGUGAAAAUAAUGUGGAGGCAAUAGCUAUUAGAGAUGCGAUUGCGUUGAGUUUUCCAGACCUGGAGGAUUCAUCACUAUCUAGCGAUGGUAACUCCCAUGUUUUUGGUGAUAAAGGCGAAGCAAUCUCAACUGGGCUGCGUUCACCAGAGUUUAAAGAAGAGCUCUAUAAAAUAACAUAA
Molecule: messenger RNA, 1417 nt
Organism: Teleopsis dalmanni
Lineage: Eukaryota; Metazoa; Arthropoda; Insecta; Diptera; Diopsidae
Exons: 5
Coding region: 41-1417 (458 amino acids)
Source: RefSeq, a predicted model, not a curated record